UUGGGAAGCGGCGGCGGCGGCAGCGACAGCGGCGGCGACGGCGGUUGUCAGCCAAGAUGGCGGCGGUGCUGCAGCAGGUCUUGGAGCGGGCCGAGCUGGCCAAGCUCCCCAAGCUGGUGCAGGGGAAGCUGGAGCGCUUUCUGGCCGACCAGCAGAGCGAGAUCGACGGGCUGCGGGCUAGCCACGAGCGCUUCCGCGUGGACAGCGAACAACAAUACUUUGAAGUUGAAAAACGUCUGGCUCAGAGUCAGGAAAGACUUGUAAAUCAGACACAAGAAUGUCAGACCCUCCGUCAGGAGUUAAAUAAACUAAAUGAACAGUUGAAGUCCCUGAGUGAGAAAAACAAAGAACUAGAAGCUGCUCAGGAUCGCAGUGCAGCCGUCCAGAGUAAGCUUACCAGAGAAAAAGAAGAAUUGGAAGCUGAAAAAAGAGAUUUAGUUCGAACAAGUGAGAGACGAUCCCAAGAAGUUGAACAUUUAAAUGAGGAUGUUAAACGUUUAAAUGACAAACUCAUGGAAGCAAAUGCAGAAAAAGUUAAACUUCAGUUAAAGCUAGAUGAACUUGAAACAUCAGAUGUCUCUGUGAAGUACCGUGAGAAAAGGUUCGAGCAAGAAAAAGAAUUGUUGCAGAAUCAGAACAAUUGGCUAAAUGCAGAGUUGAAAGCUAAAACAGAUGAACUCUUGCAUAUUGCCAGGGAAAAGGGAAAUGAAAUCUUGGAGCUGAAAUGUAGCCUGGAGAACAAAAAAGAGGAGGUUUCUAGAAUGGAGGAACAAGUAAGUGGUUUAAAACAAACAAAUGAAAAUCUACAGAAACAUGUGGAAGAUCUUUUGAAUAAACUAAAGGAGGCAAAAGACCAGCAAUCUGGUAUGGAGGGAAGAUUCCAUAAUGAGCUAAAUGCCCACAUAAAAUUAUCUAGCUUGUAUAAGAGUGCCGCAGAUGAUUCGGAAGCAAAGAGUGAUGAAUUGACACGAGCAGUGGAGGAACUACAUAAACUUUUGAAAGAAGCAGGUGAAGCUAACAAGGCCACACAGGAUCAUUUGGCUGAGGUGGAGGAGUCAAAAGCUGCAAUGGAAAAAGAACUGAGGGAGAAGAUUAGUAAGUUAGAGAAAGAACUGGUGAAUGCAAAUGAAUUACUUUCUGCUACAAAACGUAAAGGAGCCAUACUCUCUGAGGAGGAACUGGCAGCCAUGUCUCCUACUGCUGCAGCAGUUGCUAAAGUGGUAAAACCAGGAAUGAAAUUGACUGAGUUAUAUAAUGCAUAUGUAGAAACACAGGAUCAGUUACUUCUGGAGAAGCUGGAGAAUAAGAGAAUUAAUAAAUACUUGGAUGAAAUAGUGCAGGAAGUUGAAGCUAAAGCACCAAUUUUAAAACGUCAGCGUGAAGAGUAUGAACGCUCACAAAAAGCUGUAGCCAGUCUGUCUGCAAAGCUUGAACAAGCUAUGAAGGAAAUUCAGCGAUUGCAGGGGGACACUGAUAAAGCCAAUAAGCAUGCCUCAGUCCUUGAAAGAGAGAAUCAAAGGCUAGAAAUACAAGUGAAAGACCUUUCACAGCAGAUUAGAGUGCUUUUGAUGGAACUUGAGGAAGCCAGAGGCAAUCAUGUGAUUCGUGAUGAAGAAGUGAGCUCUGCUGAUAUCAGUAGCUCCUCAGAAGUGAUAACCCAGCAUCUAGUCUCUUACAGAAAUAUUGAAGAACUUCAGCAGCAGAAUCAACGUCUCCUGGUGGCUCUUCGGGAAUUGGGGGAAGCCAGAGAAAAAGAAGAACAGGAAACAACUUCAUCUAAAAUUUCUGAGCUGCAGAGUCAACUUGAGGAGGCUCUCAAUGAGCUAGAGAAGUUGCGUGAAGCACGUCAUCUUCAAGUGCAGCUAGUUGAUUCUAUUGUUCGUCAGCGUGAUAUGUAUCGUAUAUUGUUGGCACAGACCACAGGAGUUGUCAUUCCAGUGCAAGCUUCAGGUAUGUUACCAGAAGAGAUAUCCUUUGCAUCCACCCCAAAACGUUCAAUAAUGCCUCAGGCCAUGUCAACUCCUGCUCCAGUAUCAAUGACUGAGUCCAUAGAGGCAGCGGAAGCUAAAGCUGCACUUAAACAGUUGCAGGAAAUUUUUGAGAACUACAAAAAAGAAAAGGCAGAAAAUGACAAAUUGCUAAAUGAACAGAAUGAAAAACUUCAGGAACAAGUCUCAGACUUGCGAUCACAGAAUGCUAAGAUGUCUACACAACUUGAAUUUGCUUCCAAACGUUAUGAGAUGCUGCAGGAUAAUGUUGAAAGUUAUCGUCGAGAAAUAACAUCUCUACAUGAAAGAACCCAAAAGCUUACGGCAACAACUCAGAAACAUGAGCAAAUAAUUAAUACCAUGACACAGGACUUGAGAGGAGCUAAUGAAAAACUUGCAGUGGCAGAGGUAAGAGCAGAAAACUUGAAAAAAGAGAAGGAUAUUUUGAAGAUGUCUGAAGUUCGCCUGACUCAGCAACGAGAAUCUUAUUUAGCUGAACAAAGAGGACAGAACUUGCUGCUAACUAAUCUACGAGCUAUUCAGGCAAUAUUGGAGAGAUCUGAGACGGAGACUAAACAAAGGCUCAGUAAUCAAAUAGAGAAACUAGAACGUGAGAUAUCCCAGCUAAAGAAAAAACUGGAAAGUGAGGUGGAACAAAGGCAUGCACUUACCAAAAAUCAAGAUGUUCAUCUGUUGGAUCUUAAAAGACAGCUUGAGACUGAAACAAGCCGUCACCUUAACACAAAGGAGCUUUUGAAAAAUGCCCAGAAAGAGAUUUCCACACUGAAGCAGCAGCUCAAUAAUACUGAAGCCCUGCUAGCCUCCCAAUCAUCACAGAGAGCUCCUGGGAAAGGGCAGACUAGUACCAAUGAGGAUGUGGAUGAUCUUGUAAGUCAGCUAAGGCAAGCUGAGGAACAAGUUAACGAUCUGAAAGAAAGAUUGAAGACUACUUCUAGUAAUGUGGAACAGUACAGAGCUAUGGUCCUUAGUCUUGAAGAAUCCCUUAAUAAGGAGAAACAGGUGACAGAAGAAGUUCGUGCAACUGUUGAAGUCCGUCUAAAGGACUCCUCUGAGUAUCAGGCCCAGCUGGAAAAGAAGCUGAUGGAGGCAGAGAAGGAAAAACAAGAACUUCAAGAUGAGAAACGUAAAGCUGUAGAGAGCAUGGAGCAACAGCUGUCUGAACUGAAGAAGAGCCUCACUGCCGUGCAAUCUGAAGUCCAGGAAUCUCUUCAGAGGGCCAGCACAGCCUUAAAUAAUGAACAGCAAGCCAGACGAGACUGUCAGGAACAAGCAAAGAUAGCUUCACAAGCUCAAAAUAAAUAUGAGCGGGAAUUAAUGCUUCAUGCAGCUGACGUUGAAGCGCUACAGGCUGCUAAAGAGCAAGUGUCUAAGAAUGCAGCUGUAAGGCAACAAUUAGAGGAAGCUGCUCAGAAAGCUGAAUCUGCAUUGCUGGAGUGCAAAGCUUCAUGGGAAGAGCGGGAAAGAAUGUUAAAGGAUGAAGUGUCAAAACUUGUCUCUCGCAGUGAAGACUUAGAAAAACAAAAUAGAUUAUUACAUGAACAACUGGAGACUCUGAGUGAUAAGAUGGUGACAUCAGUGAAGGAAGCAAACCCAAGUGUGUUGAAUGUUUCUCUCAAUGAAGAAGGCAAAUCACAAGAACAAAUCAUGGAAAUUCUUAGAUUUAUACGCCGGGAGAAGGAGAUUGCUGAAACUAGGUUUGAGGUGGCCCAGGUGGAAAGCUUGCGUUACCGUCAGAGGGUGGAACACCUGGAAAAGGAGCUCCAAGAACUGCAAGACAGUCUGAAUGCUGAGAGAGAGAAGGUGCAGGUAACUGCAAGGACAAUAGCUCAGCAUGAGGAACUAAUGAAAAAGACUGAAACCAUGAAUGUUCUAAUAGAAACAAACAAAAUGCUGCGGGAAGAAAAGGAGAGGCUUGAACAAGAAUUACAGCAAAUGCAAGCAAAGGUACGUAAACUAGAAGCAGAUAUCUUGCCUUUACAAGAAUCUAAUGCUGAGCUGAGUGAGAAAAGUGGAAUGCUGCAGGCAGAGAAGAAACUACUGGAAGAAGAUGUUAAACGUUGGAAAGCCAGGACCCAGCAUUUACUGAGCCAACAAAAAGACACUGAUGUUGAAGAAUAUCGGAAGCUCCUUUCAGAGAAGGAGGCAAAUACCAAACGCAUACAGCAGAUGAGUGAAGAAACAGGAAGGCUUAAAGCAGAAAUAGCAAGAGCUAAUGCAUCCCUGACCACAAGCCAGAAUCUCGUUCAGACUCUCAGGGAUGAGCUAACUAAAAUAAGAACUGAGAAGGAUAAUCUUCAGAAAGAGCUAGACGUGAAAGUGGCUGACAUACAAGAAAAAGUCAAGACUAUAACACAGGUUAAGAAAAUUGGGCGCAGAUACAAGACUCAGUAUGAAGAGCUGAAAGCAAAGCAUGACAAGGUGGUUGCUGAGACAUCGGCUCAGUCGUCUGCAGAACAACAACAAGAACAGCAGGCCUCUGUUCAGGAAGUACAGGAGUUGAAAGAAUCUCUUAGCCAGGCUGAUGUGAAGACAAAAUCCUUGGAAAGUCAGAUAGAAUGUUUACAAAAGACUAUAGCAGAGAAGGAAAGUGAAGCUAGGAGUCUACAGGAACAGAUUUCUCAAGUACAGCUGGAACUUACUCGUCUUCAUCAAGAUCUGCAAGAGAGAACUACUCAGGAAGAACAGCUCAAGCAACAGAUAACCGAGAAGGAGGAGAAGACUAAGAAGACUCUGCUGGCUGCCAAGCAGAAAAUAGCACAGUUGGCUGGUACAAAAGAACAGCUAACAAAAGAAAAUGAUGAGUGGAAACAAAAGAACGUUGCAUUAGAAGAGCAGAAGACUGAAUUGGAGGUUCGGAUGAGUGCUCUCAAAUCACAGUAUGAAGGUCGUAUAUGUCGGCUGGAGAGAGAGCUAAGAGAGCAACAAGAGAGACACCAUGAACAGAGAGAUGAACCACCAGAGUCCACUAAUAAGGUUUCAGAACAGCAGCGGCAGAUCACACUCAAAUCUACACCAGCUUCAGGUGAAAGAGGAAUUGCUAGCACUUCAGAUCCUCCAACAGCAAACAUUAAGCCAACUCCUGUUGUGUCAACUCCAAGUAAAGUAACUGCUGCUGCAAUACCUGGGAAUAAGUCUACUCCACGAGCUAGUAUUCGUCCAAUGGUUACUCCUGCUACUGUAACUAAUCCAACUACUACUCCAACAGCUACGGUUAUGCCUACAACACAGGUGGAAACCCAAGAAGCUAUGCAGUCAGAAGGACCUGUGGAACAUGUUCCAGUCUUUGGAAGUACUAGUGGGUCUGUACGUUCUACUAGUCCUAACGUCCAGACAUCUCUCUCCCAACCCAUCUUAACUGUACAGCAACAGACUCAAGCUACAGCUUUUGUGCAGCCGACUCAGCAGAGUCAUCCUCAGAUUGAGCCAGCCAAUCAAGAACCAUCCCCCACCAUUGUAGAAGUUGUACAGAGCUCACAGAUGGAAAGGCCCUCCACUUCUACAGCAGUGUUCGGUACAGUUUCAGCUACUCCAAGUUCUUCAUUACCCAAGCGUCCACGAGAGGAAGAAGAGGACAGCACAGUAGAAAACUCUGAACAAAUUUCAGAAGAGACGGUGGAUGUUCCUCUUCCAAAGAAACUGAGGGGUAUACAGAGAGUGGAACCUGAGGAGGAAGUGACAGCAGAGGAGAGCACUGAUGGUGAGGUAGAAACUCAAACAUAUAACCAAGAUUCCCAAGAUUCCAUUGGAGAAGGGGUGACACAGGGGGAAUACACUCCCAUGGAAGAUAGUGAAGAAACUUCUCAGUCUAUCCCAAUAGAUAUUGGACCUCUUCAACCAGAUCAGCAGAAUACCUCGUCAUCCCAAGAAUGUCAGUCCAAGCGAGAUGACGUCAUAGUGAUUGACAGUGAUGAUGAAGAGGAUGAUGAUGAAGAAAAUGAAGGCGAGCAAGAAGAUUAUGAGGAUGAAGAAGAGGAUGAUGAAGAUGACGAUGAAGACCCAGGCAUGGGAGAUGAAGGUGACGAUAGUAAUGAAGGAACAGGCAGUGCUGAUGGUAAUGAUGGAUAUGAAGCUGAUGAGGCUGAGGGUGCUGAUGGUACAGAUCCUGGAACUGAAACUGAAGAGAGUAUGGGAGCAGGUGAAAGCAACCAGAGAGCAGCAGACUCGCAAAACAGUGGAGAAGGGAGUACAAGUGCUGCAGAGUCCACUUUCUCCCAUGAAAGUUCAAGAGAACAGCAACCAACAUCUGCCUCUGAGAGGCAGGCCCCUCGACCACCACAGUCGCCACGCAGACCUUCACACACACUACCUCCACGCUUAACUAUUCAUGCUCCGCCCCAAGAGCUAGGACCUCCAGUACAGAGAAUCCAGAUGACUAGGAGACAGUCUGUGGGACGUGGACUACAACUGACUCCUGGCAUAGGGGGUAUGCAGCAACACUUCUUUGAUGAUGAGGAUAGGACAGUCCCAAGUACUCCAACGCUUGUGGUACCACAUCGUACAGAUGGAUUUGCAGAAGCUAUUCAGUAAGUAGAUAUAAAGAAAUCAAAAGAAAGCUUUAUACUGACUCAUAUUCCCCUUUUGCUGAUGAUGGGACACUUUCACUCAUUAAGAAUAAAUGGAAAAGAUUAUGGAGUAACAUGCUAACUAGCAUGCUAUCUUAAAGGCAGUUAGAGAAAAGAUGGAGAAAUCAGAAUUGU
Messenger RNA from Gavialis gangeticus (Gharial), 6706 nucleotides. It is a transcript of the gene TPR, whose product is annotated as translocated promoter region, nuclear basket protein. The transcript has 45 exons. The record is from RefSeq and is a predicted model, not a curated record. NCBI's taxonomy places the organism in Eukaryota, Metazoa, Chordata, Crocodylia, Gavialidae. Gene Ontology annotation, biological process: mRNA export from nucleus; protein import into nucleus. Gene Ontology annotation, cellular component: nuclear pore. Gene Ontology annotation, molecular function: structural constituent of nuclear pore. Bases 57 to 6536 code for a protein of 2159 amino acids.